ACAGCACACACCUCGAACGGUUUCAGCAAUCCAAUAAUCAUCAUGAGCUCCUCGGUCUUUGCCCUUCUCUUCGCUGGACUUGCCCUUUCUUCCGCACAAGUCGCCGUUAACGGGCCAUUCAUGGGAAGAUACUACGUGGCUGCCAAGCCAGUAUUGGCUCCAGGAGUUGCCCCAGUCGCAGCACCAGUGCUCGCAGCUGCUCCAACAGUCUUGGCUGCCCCAGCUCCUCUUCUUGCUCCACCAGCCCCACUUUUGGCUCCACCAGCACCAGUUCUUGCUGCAGCUCCAGCAUUCGCUGCUCCAGCGCCAGUUUUUGCUGCCCCACCAGCUCCAGUCUUGGCUGCUCCAGCUCCAUUUUUGGCUCCACCAGUCCCACCAGUUGCUCCAAUCGUUUCAGCCUUUGCCCCAAGACCAGUCCUUGCUGCCCCAGCAUUCGCACCCGCUCCAAUUCUUGCUCCAAGACCGGUUCUCGCUGCUCCAGCUAUUCCAGCUUUUGCUCCGGCCCCACUUCUUGCACCAAGACCAGUUCUCGCAGCUCCAGCUAUUCCAGCUUUCGCCCCAGCUCCAAUUAUUGCUCCAAGACCAGUGCUUGCUGCCCCAGCAAUUCCAGCUUUUGCUCCAGCAGUUCCAGCUGCCAUCCCAGCCUAUGCUCCAUUUGCUCGUUCUGCUUUCCUCAUCGGAGGAAACAAGGCCAAGACCGUCAAGGCUUAAGUUCGAAUCAUCGUGCUCUAAUUAUUUUUGAUUUUCUGUAUAUACCGAUCGACGUUUUCCUUUCAAAUUCUUCUGCGAUUUAAUGACAAUACAUUUAUUUCGACUUACAAUUACAAUUUAAAAUCUUCAUGCUAAGUGUUCCUGAGUAUUACGAUCGCUCUCAAUUAAAUUAGGUCUCAAUUAAGUUAUCACAAAUUUUUUGAAAAGAAUUACUGAAAAAUUACUGCUGUUUAAAAAAGAGUACAAUUGCUAUAACAAAAUAGUUACAAAUAAGUCAAAGUUAUGAAUCAUUAUUUUGAUUUUGGGUGUUUGAGUUAUUGAUUGUUCCUCGUAAUGCUUUCAAAGUUACAAAGGACAAAAUGGCUCUUCUGUAUGGUUCAAUGAAUAU
Messenger RNA from Caenorhabditis elegans, 1099 nucleotides. RefSeq names its product Intrinsically Disordered Protein, class C (gene idpc-3). Bases 43 to 711 code for a protein of 222 amino acids. The record is from RefSeq and is marked reviewed. Lineage: Eukaryota; Metazoa; Nematoda; Chromadorea; Rhabditida; Rhabditidae. The transcript has 2 exons.